This is a messenger RNA of Penicillium daleae, 942 nucleotides long. RefSeq names its product esterase/lipase family protein. The record is from RefSeq and is a predicted model, not a curated record. Bases 1 to 942 code for a protein of 313 amino acids. The transcript has a single exon. NCBI's taxonomy places the organism in Eukaryota, Fungi, Ascomycota, Eurotiomycetes, Eurotiales, Aspergillaceae.
AUGGGCCCAUGGAAGAAACGAUUUCCACUGCGACGCUCUGUCCCAGCGCACCGGGCCAAAGACGAGGCCGAGUCCGAUCGUCCUGAGGCUGAAAACCCCGCUUCUCAGUCUUCAAUUCCCUUAUUCCCGAACGGUAUCAAGGUCUUGCAUGACUGCGAGAAUGCCCUGGUCGAUGUUUGCUUCGUUCAUGGACUCACCGGCGAUCGGGAACGGACUUGGACAGCGGAUGAGCAACAAGACCCUUGGCCAAAGGUAUUGCUUCCUUCGAGGCUUCCGCAAGCUAGGAUUCUCACCUUUGGCUACGAUGCCUACGUAGUGCGGGGCUCCGUUGCUUCGUCCAAUCGCCUUGGCGAUCAUGCGUCCAGUCUGUUGAACAAACUCACUUCGAACCGAGAGUCAUGCAAUGCUACUACUCGGCCCCUUAUCUUCGUCGCCCAUAGCCUUGGGGGCAUCGUCUGCAAGCGGGCUAUUCUUUUGUCGCAGAAUAGCGCCGAAGAUCAUCUGCAAGACAUUUUUAAUGCCACUAGAGGCAUAGUCUUUCUGGGUACCCCCCAUAAAGGGGCAUGGCUGGCGAAAUGGGCGACUAUUCCCGCCUCGGCACUAGGGUUUGUCAAGUCUACCAACACAAACCUGCUUGACGUGUUGCAGAGCAAGAACGAAGUCCUCGAAUCUAUACAAGAUGACUUCUUGACUAUGACGCGAAGAUUGCGAGAGAAUGAUAAGGGCCGCCUCCAAAUCACCUGUUUCUUUGAAGAGUUGCCUAUGCGAUUCGCUGCGAAUAUUGUUGAAAAGGACUCUGCCUCUCUCGAAGGAUACACGGCCAUCAGCAUUCACGCAAAUCACCGAGAUAUGGUGAAGUUCAUGUCCGCGGAAGAUGAUGGAUUUGUAGCGUUGUUGGGAGAGCUCAAGAGGUGGGUCAAACAAAUUGGUAUGGCAGCUUAG